Molecule: messenger RNA, 1176 nt
Organism: Macrosiphum euphorbiae (potato aphid)
Lineage: Eukaryota; Metazoa; Arthropoda; Insecta; Hemiptera; Aphididae
Source: the annotation of a GenBank genome assembly
AUGAAUGUUUGGAAGGACCAACAAGAACAACUAGGAACUGGCCAGAAUAAACUAAGAAAACUUCAAAAAAUUGGUGAAACUCGAUGGUGGUCUCGGGAAAAAGCAUUAAAAUGGGUUUUCAGUGGUAAUGACUGUUUAUAUCCAGUUGUUCUUAGUGCUCUAAACUUUGUUGCUACAUCAAGUAAAUUUGAUCCAAAGUCUUCAUCUGAGGACUCGUCUUUAAUAGAAAAUUUAUGCAAUUUUAAAAUCAUAUGUACAGCUCAUGUAUUUUUAAAAAUAUUUAUAACUGUUGGUUCUACUUCAACUUAUUUGCAAACUAAAAAUUUAGACCUCCUUGCUGCAUGGGCUAUGGUUAAAACAACUAUUAAAGAAAUAGAUAAAAUUAAUUUUGAUGAUGUCAUGUUCGAAUCAGAAAAAAUGUGUUUGGAUAUGAAUACCAAGUUAACAACUAUUAAAUUACCUGAAAAUAUAAUUGUUGAAUCUGAGUUUAAACAAAACAGAGUAAGACGUACAAAGCGGAUGUUUAACGAAAUAUGUAGCGAUGAAUCACCAAUAAAUCCCAAACAAAAAUUUAAGAUUGAAGUAUUCUUGUGUAUUAUUGAUCAACUAAAAACCAGCCUUUCAGAGAGAUUUACAAAUAAUACAAGUAUAAUUGUUGACAUGCAGUAUCUUUUACCAAAACAUUUUAAAGAUUUGAAGUCAGAUGAUCUUCCAGAGUCAGCGUUAAAAAAAUUAUCUACUUUGUCAUCAGUAGACCAUUCAUUAUUAAUUGCUGAAUUAAAUCAUUUUGCAAGUAUUUACAAUAGUGUUAUACAACUGCUAAACAUGAAAUCCAAUUGUAUAAUAUAUGACAGCAAUGAUGAUAAUAGCCAAGAAGACGAUGAUGAGAGUUGUGACAACUCGAUGAGAAAAACUGAUAAUGGACAUAAUCGUGAUUCUUGUCUCUUGUGUGUUCACAAACUAAUUUAUUCACUUAAUAUGCACUCUCCUUUAUACGCUAAUCUUUUUACUGCCAUAGAAUUUGUAUUAACACUAUCUGUGAGUCAAGUAAAUUGCGAGCGUGUUUUCAGUAAAUUGAAAAUAAUUAAAAACCGAUUACGUUCUACUCUUGGAAAUGAACACUUGGAAGCAUUUCUUCUUAUGACAGUUGAGAAAGAAAUUUUUAGACGAGAUUGA